AUGGAGAUGCCUGGUGCUAACACCACAGCCUCCUCCCCCAGCAACAGCACCCUGUGCAGCAGAGACUAUAAGAUCACCCAGGUCCUCUUCCCAUUGCUGUACACCGUCCUGUUUUUCGCUGGGCUCAUCACAAACAGCUUGGCAAUGAGGAUUUUCUUUCAAAUCCGGAGUAAAUCUAACUUCAUUAUUUUUCUUAAGAACACAGUCAUUUCUGAUCUUCUCAUGAUUCUAACGUUCCCAUUCAAAAUUCUAAGCGAUGCCAAACUGGGAGCCGGGCCUCUGAGAACCUUGGUGUGCCAAGUUACCUCAGUCACAUUUUAUUUUACCAUGUAUAUCAGCAUAUCCUUCCUUGGAUUGAUAACCAUUGACCGCUACCUGAAGACGACUAGGCCAUUUAAAACGACCAACCCCAGCAACCUCCUGGGCGCGAAAAUCCUUUCUGUCGUCAUCUGGGCCUUCAUGUUCUUACUCUCGCUGCCUAACAUGAUCCUCACCAACAGGAGGCCGAAGGAUAAGAACAUAACGAAAUGUUCCUUCCUAAAGUCAGAGUUCGGCCUGGUCUGGCAUGAAAUCGUCAAUUACAUCUGUCAAGUCAUUUUCUGGAUUAAUUUUUUAAUCGUCAUUGUGUGCUAUAGCCUCAUUACAAAGGAACUCUACAGGUCCUAUGUGAGAACAAGGGGCUCAGCCAAAGCUCCCAAGAAAAGGGUGAAUAUCAAAGUCUUCAUCAUCAUCGCUGUAUUCUUUGUUUGUUUCGUUCCCUUCCAUUUUGCCCGGAUUCCCUACACCCUGAGCCAAACCCGGGCUGUCUUUGACUGCACCGCCGAAAACACUCUGUUCUACCUGAAGGAGAGCACCCUGUGGCUGACGUCCUUAAAUGCCUGCCUCGAUCCUUUCAUCUACUUUUUUCUUUGCAAGUCUUUCAGAAAUUCCCUGACAAACAUGCUGAGGUGCUCAAGUUCUACAUCACCAUCUGGAGAAAACAAGAAGAAAGGACAGGAAAGUGGAGACCCAAGCGAAGAGACUCCAAUGUAAAAUGUUACUCAUGGGGGGGCUAAGG
Molecule: messenger RNA, 1057 nt
Organism: Acomys russatus (golden spiny mouse)
Lineage: Eukaryota; Metazoa; Chordata; Mammalia; Rodentia; Muridae
Gene: P2ry12
Product: purinergic receptor P2Y12
Exons: 1
Coding region: 1-1032 (343 amino acids)
Biological process (GO): G protein-coupled receptor signaling pathway; blood coagulation
Cellular component (GO): membrane
Molecular function (GO): G protein-coupled purinergic nucleotide receptor activity
Source: RefSeq, a predicted model, not a curated record